Schizosaccharomyces octosporus yFS286 is the source of this 1122-nucleotide messenger RNA. RefSeq names its product spindle checkpoint protein Mad2. Gene Ontology annotation, cellular component: nucleoplasm; kinetochore; cytoplasm. The record is from RefSeq and is a predicted model, not a curated record. Gene Ontology annotation, biological process: mitotic spindle assembly checkpoint signaling. NCBI's taxonomy places the organism in Eukaryota, Fungi, Ascomycota, Schizosaccharomycetes, Schizosaccharomycetales, Schizosaccharomycetaceae. The transcript is spliced from 3 exons. Bases 168 to 779 code for a protein of 203 amino acids.
GAAAAACUUUUGAAUUUAGUUUGUAUUAAUCAACAAAUAGGUAGAAAAAAUAUCAACUAAAGAAUCAAGUAAAUGUAGAAUGCUCUUUGAAGGAGAUCCCUAUAUGACACAUGAAAUAGUCUCCUAAAAGAACUAUCAACAACCAAGUAUACCGAACACUAUAUAUUAUGGCGGCGGUACCUAUUCGAUCAAACUUGUCUUUACGAGGCUCUUCUAGACUAAUUAGUGAAUUUUUCGAAUACGCAGUGAAUUCCAUUCUUUUCCAACGGGGCAUUUAUCCUCCUGAGGACUUUAAAGUGGUGCGUAAAUAUGGAAUCAGCAUGCUUGUUACGGUAGACGAGGAAGUCAAAACAUAUAUUAGAAAAAUUAUUUCGCAGCUACAUCGUUGGACCUGUGGAGGAAAGAUUCAAAAGGUUGCUUUGGUUAUAACGAACAAGGACUCAGGGGAAGACUUAGAACGCUGGCAAUUUAACGUGGAAAUCCUGCAAAAGGAUACUCCAAUUUCGCCAGAGAACACGGCCCAAGAUGACACGAGAAUUCAAAAAGAAGUCCAAGCAUUAAUUCGUCAAAUAACAGCAACUGUGACCUUUUUACCCCAACUUGAAGGACGUUGUACAUUCAAUGUACUGGUUUACGCCGAUCGUGACAGUGAAGUCCCUACGGAUUGGGUAGACAGUGACCCACGUUUAAUUAAGAAUGCUGAACAAGUUCAAUUGCGAAGCUUUAGUACUAACAUGCAUAAGAUUGAUUGUCAAGUAGCCUACCGCUUUGACCCAUAGCUUUCAUUCCGAAUACUUUUCCGACUGAAAAGUAAUGUCUCUUACCAGAACCAAUCUUUUAGGCUUAAUUAUUCUAAUCUCUUGUCAAUGAUCUGUACAAUGGAUCCCAUUCCGUCCUUCACGAAGCAGACUUAUAUGUUAUUUUGUUUAUUUACUUUCUUUUACCGAGUUGUAUGGCUAUCGGUAUUCAUGUUUUCGUUCCCGUAAAUUUUUUUGAAGCACUGCCGUUUUCAUCGGUAAUCGUUUAACGUGUAUUAUAGAUGUAAUUUAAAAACAAUUCACAAGCGCUAUGUAAAAGUGGAAUCACCCAUUCACCAAGAGAUUGCAUGAAAAGUGUUUGGGC